Messenger RNA from Coregonus sp. 'balchen', 3061 nucleotides. NCBI's taxonomy places the organism in Eukaryota, Metazoa, Chordata, Actinopteri, Salmoniformes, Salmonidae. The record is from the annotation of a GenBank genome assembly.
AUGGCGGCCCUUAAAGUAUUGUCAAGAGCGGAGAAUGUAUUAUUCAAAAACCUAUCUGCCACCUGCAGACCCAAUUUGAACUUCACACAUUCCUUGAGCAAGGUCAGUAUCGAAAUGCGUCAACUAAAUAGACCAAAUGCGAAAAUGCAUGCAGCUAGAUACAUUGAGAAGCGUUACUUUUUUAAUGGUUAGGUUAGUGUGAAUGUGUCAUAUAGUGUGAAUGUGUCAUAUGGCACCUUCCAUUUUAACCCCUAAAUUGUCAUCUGGAUUCAAGUGAAAUCGAAAUUCAUUAUUUGCAUUUACUGUCGGCAAGUAGCAGCAUAUACUUGGUUACUGAUCCGUUCUUUUAUACCUCAACACUACCGAACCCUUUCAUAAAUGCUCGUGAUGUCUGAUCCAUGAUCCAUGUUAGCUAUUUCCCAUCAUGUUAUCUUAGUAGCCUAUAUGGUGGCUAGCAGUAGGCACUACUCUGUCACCCGUAAAAACUAAAAGGACCUUGGUUGAGAAAGGGACUAAUGAUUUCAAUUUAAUGUGUCCGUUUGUUUGUUUUGCCAGAGCCAUGUGUUAUUUGUUUACAGUAGAAAAACCCGUGUAGCUGAUUUGGUAGAGCAUGGCGCUUGCAAAGUCCGGUGUUGUGGGUCCGUUUCCCACGGGGGGCCAGUAUGAAAAUAACUGUAAAUCGCUCUGGAUAAGAGCAUCUGCUAAAUGACAAAAAUGUAAAUGUAGAUAGUUCCCAUUGAUGACCCAUUGAAGACACUCACUCACCCCCCCACUCUUUGCCAAAUAAGGUCCAACUAUAUUAGGAUCGAAUGGAGAACAUAUUUAGUGAAUAUAUUUGAAAGUCAUUGAUGUAGACUACCGAUAAUAAUUUAUUUGUUGUAUUUCUCCUUUAAACUGUGUAAAGAAUGAACCCCAUACCAACAUAGCAACACGCAUAAGCCUAAGAAUGUUGUCAUUGACAUUGCGCUUCAGGUUGCAACCCAGUGCCCCCAGACCCUUUGCAUGCCACGCGCGCUAAGGACAGACAGAAGUAGAGACAUGUAAAAAGUGCAGAACAGUGUCUGUGAAGUAUAGUCUACAGGUAGUAUAAUAGCAAAUAAAGCAUAUUUUAUGUAUACAGUUCUCCAAUAACGGUAUUGUUUAAUCUUGUCUAUGUUUGCGUUUCAGUUUUAGAAGUAGUGAAUUGGAGGGUAUACACAAUACACACCACAAUGUUUAGGGAAUUACAAAGUCUUUGACGCCACGCUAGUGUUGUUCAAUACAUUGUAUUGUGCGUUGCUUUACCUGUAGAAGUUGGCCUCUCAGUGUGGGGUAAUCCAGUUGUAUUGUUAUGUUUUGGCCUCAUUUGGUCACAUGUUAUGCAGUUGCUGUUGUUUGACAUUGCUGCCACACUACAGUUUGUAGCUAGACCUCAGAUAAGGUGUUGUAGGUUAUAACAGUAAACAGAGCUAAUGGUCGUUAAUCCUACUCAAAGGCUAGACAGCCUGAACACAAGAUGCUGGUCCUAGGUUAACAGUCAAGCCUAUUUUGUGAAAUGUUUUUCUGGGAGCAUUUUCCUCCCUCUUGAUUGGCCAUAAUUGCUGAUUCACUAUUGCCAAUUCAUUUUUAUAUGAGCUGAGGUCAAAGUCAAGUCACUUAUGUCAAAUAACUAUUAUGCACUAUCUUAUAAUUGGACACAAAUCCACCCAGAAUAUAGUUUCCUCCCCAGUAGUUUGGUGGAUCAUAAUAGAGUGAAAGGUGUGAUAAUGGGUGAAUACUAAAGCUGGUCAUAGGUUAUUACAGACUUCUACGUUAACUACAUCAGGGGGUGAUUGCAGACCUUUUAAUUCUGUUUUAUAACAAGAGAUUAAUUUCACGUCACUAAUGUCAGAGCUUAGAAGAACUAGCCUAUAAUGGACUGUAUUGUUUUGUCAGGGACAUUCUCAGAUCCACCAGACUGCCUCAUUCCUCCAGUGAACCUUCCAUCUACAGCAGUCUGGUAUAGUGGAUAUAAUUAGUUACAGCAGAGGAGUUAAAGGAUGAGCGAAUGGUGGGUUAAUGGCAGAAAAUUAAAGGCUUGAUGAGGUUAAAGGCCUCUGUCUUCUCUCCACAUCUCAGCUGGAGGAAUUUGCUUCCUGGCAGAGUUCCAAAAUCCAACCAGUUCAAGACUGUCUGUCUGCUUGCCACUCUUACUCUAGCUGACUAACUGUUGUAAACUGUACAUGUCCCCUUUGUUUGUUGUCCGUUGCCUGCCUUGUUUAUCUUUCCUGUGCUGUAACUGAAUCCAUUCUUUACUCUGGGCAUUCGUUUUUAUCUCACUGCCCUCAAUGUGAAGUGCUGAUGUUGACCCGAUAGCCUAAACUUUGAUGGAGUGCUAGCAUUGGGGCAAUUCCACAUUAACAGAGUGAUGCUGAGACUAAGAAAAAAAAAGAAAAAAAAAGAAAAUGUAUGCCAAACAAAAACCAAUGAUUUGCCAAGUUAAACAAACCACUCUAUGCACAAGGACUACUUUUAACGAUUUACACUAAAUAUUUGACAAAAAUAUUACCUGAAGAACAGUGCAGAUGCGAAGUUUGCUAACAGAAUGACGGUUUGUGCUGUUUGUGCCGUCCGUCUGUUACCAAACUUUGCAUCUGCACUGUUCUUCAAGUAAAUGUGUUUUUGUCAAAUAUUCAGUGUAAAUUGUUAAAUGUAGUCCUUGUGCAUAGAGUUGUAUGGUUUGUUAAACUUUGAAAUCAAUGUUUUUUGUUUGGCAUUCCGUUAACGUGGAAAGAUUAGAGUCUCAGCAUCACUCUGUUACUGUGGAAUUUCCCACUGGUUUUGCCUGGGUCUUGGUUUGUCACUACUCCUCAGCACACACCUUAUUCUGAGAAUAGGUGAAUCUACCUGUGAGAAGACUCCUGAACAUGGCAAAAUAUUACAGAAUGUUGCCAGAGUUGGUCUAACUGUGUGACUGUUCCUCUGUGUUCCCCAGAUGUGCGGCUGCUCCUUCUCCACCUCCAGUCAGAGAAAGUCACAGUUCUACACAGACCCCACAGAUGCUGUGAAGGACAUCCCCAGUGGAGCCACCAUCCUAGUGGGA